Juglans regia (Persian walnut) is the source of this 772-nucleotide messenger RNA. RefSeq names its product protein BRICK 1-like. The transcript is spliced from 2 exons. Gene Ontology annotation, cellular component: SCAR complex. NCBI's taxonomy places the organism in Eukaryota, Viridiplantae, Streptophyta, Magnoliopsida, Fagales, Juglandaceae. Gene Ontology annotation, biological process: regulation of actin polymerization or depolymerization; cell motility; actin filament organization. Bases 224 to 481 code for a protein of 85 amino acids. The record is from RefSeq and is a predicted model, not a curated record. Gene Ontology annotation, molecular function: protein-containing complex binding.
AGCGUUCACGGGUUUAGGGUGUAUAUGCUGGCGCACUCAAUGACAUUAAAGCGCAACGCCUGGAGGGGGCCAUAGCCAACUAGCUUUUGGCCCAUCCACUAAUAAUUAGACAUUAGUUGACUGUUUGGCAGGAAAGAAAGUGAAGGAAAAUCAAGUCAAAUUUUACCUGAAAAACAGUCUGUUUGAGUGACUCUGAAAAGGACAAAAGACAAAAAAGGGAAGGAUGGCAAGGGCAGGAGGGAUUACAAAUGCGGUGAAUGUUGGGAUAGCAGUGCAAGCUGAUUGGGAGAACCGCGAGUUCAUCUCUCACAUUUCGCUCAACGUUCGACGCCUCUUUGAUUUCCUUGUCCAAUUCGAGGCUACAACGAAGAGCAAACUCGCAUCGUUGAAUGAGAAGCUUGACACACUCGAGCGGCGUCUUGAACUUCUUGAGGCCCAAGUGGGUACUGCAUCAGCCAAUCAGCCUCUUUUCGCUACAUGAUGUCCGUUGUUGCUGCUGCUGCUGCGAUAUGCCUCUUCUGUAAGAAUAAUAUUGUCUUGAUUGUGAACGUGAACAACUAUCUUGUAUUAUCUCUGUUUGAAGCUAAUAUACUCGAGCGUUUUCAUGCUUCAUGAUGUCCGUUGUUGCUGCUGCUGCUGCGAUAUGCCUCUUCUGUAAGAAUAAUAUUGUCUUGAUUGUGAACGUGAACAAAUAUCUUGUAUUAUCUCUGUUUGAAGCUAAUAUACUCGAGCGUUUUCAUGCUUCUAUAGAGUAUAUGCUAUAUUUAGGAUC